Ahaetulla prasina is the source of this 1478-nucleotide messenger RNA. RefSeq names its product troponin I1, slow skeletal type (gene TNNI1). Gene Ontology annotation, biological process: muscle contraction. The coding region runs from base 68 to 568 and encodes 166 amino acids. The record is from RefSeq and is a predicted model, not a curated record. Gene Ontology annotation, cellular component: troponin complex. Lineage: Eukaryota; Metazoa; Chordata; Lepidosauria; Squamata; Colubridae. The transcript is spliced from 6 exons.
UUUUAUUUUUGCUCUUUAGAGGAAGCCCAAGAUCACAGCUUCACGCAAGCUCCUUCUAAAGAGUUUGAUGCUGGCUAAAGCCAAAGAAGAAUGGGAACAAGAACAAGUGGACAAACAAGGAGAGAAGGAGAGAUAUUUGGCAGAAAGGAUAACACCUCUACAUACCAGUGGGCUUUCCUACUCCCAGCUCCAGGAUCUGUGCCGGGAGCUUCAUGAGAAGGUAGACAUUGUGGAUGAAGAGAGAUAUGACAUUGAAGCAAAGUGUAACCAUAACACGCGGGAGAUUAAAGACUUGAAAAUGAAGGUGCUUGAUCUUAGGGGAAAAUUCAAGCGUCCUCCCUUGCGCCGUGUCCGCGUGUCUGCAGAUGCCAUGCUUAGAGCUCUGCUUGGCUCAAAGCACAAAGUAUCUAUGGACCUGAGAGCCAACCUCAAGUCUGUCAAGAAGGAGGACACAGAAAAGGAACGUCCAGUAGAAGUGAGUGACUGGCGUAAGAAUGUGGAGGCCAUGUCAGGAAUGGAAGGCAGGAAGAAGAUGUUUGAUGCUGCCAAAUCACCAACAGGACAAUGAGAAGUCAUAUUUCUUUCAUAUGAAGAGCCCUUCCAUAAUGCCUACGUUUUCUUCUUCUUGGUGCUUCUUGUGUCUUACCAUUUUUCUGCGUUAUCUAUUGUUCCACAGCAUUUUUGGGUACUAGGGAAGAUACAAUCAUUCAUUUAGUGAUCCUUUGAAGUUACAAUGGCACUGAAAAAAGUGACUUAUGACCAUUUUUUACACUUAUGACUAUUGCAGCAUCCCUGUGAUCAUGUGAUCAAAAUUCAGAUGCUUGACAACUGCCGUGUAUUUAUGACAGUGUCCCAUGUCAUGAGAUUCAGUGUCCCAUGUCAUGAGAUCAGCUUUUGUAAUCUUCUGACAAGCAAAGUCAAUGGAGAAUCCGGAUUCACUUAACAACUAGGUUACUGACUUAGCAACUGCAGCGAUUCAUUUAACAACUGUAGCAAGAAAAGUUGUAAAAUGAGGCGAAAUUCACUCAACAACUGUCUUGCUUAGCAACCAAAAUUUUUGGGCUUAAUUGUGAUCAUAAGUGUAGGACUACCUAUACUGCAAUUCAUGCCAUCAGGCCAAUAGAAACACUUGCCUUCUUGCUAGCACAUGUCCACAUAAUGAUUAUUGCCACAAUUUGUCAGUACAGUACCAUCUCUGUCCUACAGAAAAGAUGGGAAUUCUCAGUUGAUGGCAUUUGAAUUGCAGAAAGAAAGCUGGUGCUUUAUCUGACAUCAUCCCAGAUCAGAUCUUUGCUCAAGAGAUGCCAUCACUUACUGACUGAAAUGCAGCCUAGACUGUAGCUACAGAGGCUUUAGUGCCUGAUUUAUUCAGCAAGAAAAUAUUUUGACCUGUUCCAUGAAAUACAGCCCUGGAUUUGUGACUAUACUUUCUCUAUAUUCCAUUAAAGAAAAACAAAAUGAGUAGCAUCAAGAACAAA